AUGGCGCUGGGGGCGGGGCUGGCGCUUGGGCCGACUCGGCGGUUUGGACAGGGGGAGGGGGCUUUCCGUGGCCCCGCCCAGGCCCCGCCCCCGCCACCAUGCGGCCCCCCCGGACUGAGCUCCGGCUGCGCCUGACCUUGGCCCUGGGCUUGGCCCUCGUUGGCCCCUUGGCUGUGGGGUGGGCCUCGGCACGGGUCCCCAUCUAUGUCAGCAGCUGGGCCGUGAGGGUGUCCCAGGGUUACCAGGAGGCCGAGCGCCUGGCGCGCAAAUUCGGCUACGUCAACCUGGGGCAGAUCUUCCCUGACAGCCAGUACUUCCAUCUACGGCACCGGGGGGUGGUCCAGCAAUCCCUGACCCCGCACUGGGGCCACAGCCUGCGCCUGAAGAAAGACCCCAAGGUGCAGUGGUUCGAGCAGCAGACACUACGGCGGCGGGUGAAGCGCUCCUUGGCGGUGCCCACGGACCCCUGGUUUUCCAAGCAGUGGUACAUGAACAAGGACACGCAGCCAGACCUGAACAUCCUGCAGGUUUGGAACCAGGGGCUGACGGGUCAGGGCAUCGUGGUCUCCAUCCUGGAUGAUGGCAUCGAGAAGGAUCACCCGGACCUCUGGGCCAACUACGACCCCCUGGCUAGCUACGACUUCAAUGACUACGACCCGGACCCCCAGCCCCGUUACACACCCAGCGAUGAGAACCGGCACGGGACCCGCUGUGCCGGGGAGGUGGCAGCGACAGCGAACAAUGGGUUCUGUGGUGUAGGUGUCGCCUACAAUGCCCGAAUUGGAGGCGUGCGCAUGCUGGACGGCACCAUCACCGACAUCAUCGAGGCCCAGUCCCUGAGCCUGCAGCCCCAGCACAUCCACAUCUACAGCGCCAGCUGGGGCCCCGAGGACGACGGCCGCACGGUGGACGGUCCGGGCAUCCUGACCCGCGAGGCCUUCCGGCGCGGUGUGACCAAGGGCCGCGGGGGUCUGGGCACCCUGUUCGUCUGGGCGUCCGGCAACGGCGGGCUGCACUACGACAACUGCAACUGUGACGGCUACACCAACAGCAUCCACACGCUCUCGGUGGGCAGCACCACCCAGCAGGGCCACGUGCCCUGGUACAGCGAGGCCUGCGCUUCCACGCUCACCACCACCUACAGCAGCGGCGUCGUCACUGACCCCCAGAUAGUCACCACGGACCUGCACCACCAGUGCACAGACAAACAUACGGGCACCUCGGCGUCCGCCCCUCUGGCUGCAGGCAUGAUCGCCCUGGCUCUGGAGGCCAACCCCUUGUUGACGUGGAGGGACAUGCAGCACCUGGUUGUCCGGGCAUCCAGGCCGGCACAGCUCCAGGCUGAGGACUGGAGGAUCAACGGUGUGGGGCGCCAAGUGAGCCACCAUUAUGGCUACGGGCUGCUGGACGCCGGGCUACUGGUGGACACGGCGCGCUCGUGGCUGCCCACGCUGCCCCAGCAGAAGUGCGCCCUCCAGAUCCUGCACACCCCCAGCCCCAUCCUCCCACUGAUGCAUGUGAGGAAGAACGUGUCAGCCUGCGCCGGCCAGGCCAACUACAUCCGCUCCCUGGAGCACGUGCAGGUGCAGCUGUCCCUGGCCUACAGCCGCCGAGGGGACCUGGAGAUCUCCCUCACCAGCCCCAUGGGCACCCGCUCCACGCUCGUGGCCAUCAGGCCCUUUGACAUCAGCGGCCAGGGCUACAACAAUUGGAUCUUCAUGUCCACGCACUUCUGGGAUGAGGACCCGCGGGGCCAGUGGACCCUGGGCCUGGAAAACAAGGGCUACUACUUCAACACGGGGACACUGCACCGCUACACGCUGCUGCUCUACGGGACGGCUGAGGACAUGACAGCGCGGCCCCAGGGCCCCCAGGUGACCAGCGGCGCGUGUGUGCAGCGGGACACAGAGGGGCUGUGCCAGGGUGAGUGCCCGGCGCGGCAUGGCCCACCUGAUGGGAGGUGGCAGCGGCGGGCAGUGUGCGUGUGCGCCCUGGGGUGGGAGGGAGGACCAGGGCGGUGGCCCCCACUGAAGCCUCUGUGUCCCUCCAGGACGCUGCAGCCCAGCCUACAUCCUGGGCCACCUCUGCCACCCCCACUGCCCACCGAAGUACUUCAGCCACACCGGGAAGGCAGUGAGUGCUGUGCCUGGGCGCCCGCUGCCACUGCCCUGCGCUGUGUGCCAGCUGCCAUCUUGCCACACCUGCCAUGGCAGCCCCCACUCAGCUGCGACCCUGCCCCCCAUCCUCCAUGCUGGAUGAAUUUUGGGGCUCCUGCUCAGGACCUGCCACCCCCAAGAGCCCUGCACCGUACAGCCCAGUAUAGCCCCACAUGCGACCGCCUCCACCUGCCUCUGCCAUGGCCUGGCCCAGACGGUGCCCACCGUGACCCCUGCUCAGGGACAGGCGCUGCUCUGCUGGAGACCCUUUUCCACACUGUCUCUUCUCUGCAGGCUGCCCACCUCCGCGCGGGGCAUUCCUGGCACUAGGGACCUCCCCGGCUCAGCUGCUGGCUGGAACCCAUAGAUGUCUGGGGAGGAGAGUCAGCAUGCACCCUGCAGGUGCCCAGGGUGUGGAUUGAGGGGUGAAGAAGCUAGCUCCGUAAGGUCCUGGCCAACCACCAAGGCCCUCAGGCCCAGAGUGGCCGUGGGGCGUCCUGCAAGCUGGACUUGGAGGGUUCCGUGGAAAAGAAAGAAGACUAGUUACACGGUUUGGGGUGGGGUGUGGACUGGGGUGGGGCAGAGGCAAGGCCUGGACCACCACCCCUUGUCUGCCCCAGAUCUGAUGAAAGGUGGAGGGAGAAAAAACAGCCCCAGCCAGGCUCAGGCACUACUCCCGAACUCAGCAUUUGCAAAUAAAGGUUGAAUAGGAGGUGCUAAGUCUGUGGUCACCUUUGGGCGAGUGCCCAGCCCCAUGGCACCUGGUUGGGGCUUUCUCUGUGCCCUCUUUGGAAUCUGCCCAACCCAGGGCAUUAGCUGCCUAAGGACCUAGUGGCCCCAAAGGAGACGGGGUCAGCACGGACCCAGUGUGUUGGGGAAGGGCCUGAGCAUCCCCAUGUCUGCGUGCACACAGCCAGCCAGAAAGCCGGCCAGCUCUUCUUCCAUUUCCCUAGGGGCCACUGGGAAGCUGAGGGGAGGGGCGGGCACCAGGAGUUGGCCACAGAGACACAUGGUGCAGGCCCCAGACCCCUGGGGGAGGAUAAAUGGGCAUCCAGCUGGGCCCACCUCUGAGAGCCUUGGCGGCCUCAGCUGUGCAGCAGGACUAUGCCCAGCUCCUGUCUCACCACGCUCAAGACUCAAAAGAGGUUGUUUGAGCCGUCAAAACCCAGCAGCCCCGGACAGGCAGCAACAGAGAUGAUUAAACACAGGCUACCGGCUUACCAGUUGCACUCCCAGGCAGUGGCCGAGGGACGAAAGCACACAUCCACACAGAACCUGCACACGUGUGCAGCAGUAACCGCCCAACCGUGGUGGGUCCGCCCACGAGUGGAGAGAAUGAGAAAUACCAUGUGGAUAUGGUGCACUGGAAUAUCACUCAGCCCUGAAAAGGAGGGAAGCCCUGGCGCACACCAGCGUGGCUGGGCCCAAGGCGACAGUGUGAUUCCCUCCAUGUGACUGCCCGCACAGGCAGACCAGACCGCAGGCAUCAGUGGUGCCUCUGGUUGGGGAGAUGGGAACUAGGGGUCAUGGCCAGUGGGGACAGCUUUGUUUUUGGCGUGAUGAAAAUAUUCUCCAAGUACGUUUAUACCCAAAUCAUUGGGCCCAGGUGGACUUCACGCCUGUAAGUCACACUCCGUUAGAAGCCAGGCGAAUCCGCGCUCCGAGAGGUCUGGCAGUCGCGGCCCGAGGGGCCAGGCGGCCGGCUCUGCGUCCCGCCCGCGUGGGCUGGCUCUGCCAGCGUCCCGGCCCCCCCACCGCCUUCCUCAGCAGGGGCCGGCGUGGUGUGGGCGGUGCGCGCCCCGCUGGGCAGUGACUUCGUCCCCAGCCAGCCAUGUGCUUGGGGCCUGUCCCCCCUUUUGCAGAGGGCCAGGCGGGGGCUACCCCAUAACGCCGCGGG
Molecule: messenger RNA, 4053 nt
Organism: Condylura cristata (star-nosed mole)
Lineage: Eukaryota; Metazoa; Chordata; Mammalia; Eulipotyphla; Talpidae
Gene: PCSK4
Product: proprotein convertase subtilisin/kexin type 4
Exons: 14
Coding region: 99-2486 (795 amino acids)
Biological process (GO): peptide hormone processing
Cellular component (GO): trans-Golgi network; Golgi membrane
Molecular function (GO): serine-type endopeptidase activity
Source: RefSeq, a predicted model, not a curated record